UAAGCGAAGGUAAUACAAUAAAAAUUUUUGCUGUGCGCGCUAAAACUCUGCAACUCGUUCUGUUCGUCGUCGCGUCGCGUUGCGUUGCGUUGCCGCAUUGCCGUGUUGGGCAGUGUUGUUUUGCCGUUGACAUUGCCAUUGUGGCUCAAACGCGUUCGGUGUUUAUUCGUAGGCUGCGCAAGCCAUUUGGUUAUUCGGUUCAGGUGUAGAGUAAUCACUGGUAGGGACGGUUUAAUUUCGAUGAGCGCGCGUUUAUGUAUGUGUGUGUGUCUGUGCAUGGCAAAUGUACGGAGUGUUGUUUUGCAUUUGCCGUCGCCAAUUGGCGACAUUCGUCAAGUGAGCGGUGUCAGCAACAGCAACUGACAAAUACUAAUCGGUUGGUAUCUAUUAGUGCGGAUUGUUUUUUUAUAAACAAAUAAUUCGAUUUGCGUAAAACUAAUUAAGAAAAUUUUAAAUGUGUGUUUUGUGAACUUACAAGUGGAGGUGAAAAAAACAACGAAUUAAUUGGUGACACACAUCGGUUAUGAAUAAUCAUUCGAAACAUUAAAAUUACACAAAUCUAAAAAAUAAACUGAAAACUAAUCUCCAAAGCGAAUACAAAGUGAUUGAAUUAAAAAGUGUAAAGAAAAAGUCAAUGCGAAAUCAUCAAAAACACAAAUAAAACAAAAACUACUAAAAGUGUUGUUAACUCGUGCGAAGUAAAAAGCAUUUAAACUAAAGAAAUAACACAAAAUACCGCUCGCAAAAACAAAAAAAAAAAAACAAAACGCAAACGGCCAUUGUCGCAUGUGACAAAAAAGCAUGGAUUCUACCGUUACGGAUGCUCAUUCGUUAACAAGUGAACACAGUGUUGCCUCCUCCACGUCGUCAUCGUUGGCGCUGCAUGGCGCCGUGUUAGCGGCUGUUAAGCGCGAACGUUCACCAACACCGGUUUCGGUUUCAGUUUCGGAUUCGAUCGGCAAGGCAAUGAACACCAUUUCAGUGGCAACUAAUCUUACAAACAAUAAUCACAAUAAUAAUAUUAAUAUCCACAACAACAACCACAACAACAAUAAUAAUAGUCCACGUCACAAACUGAGUCCCAGUUAUCAUCACAGCAAUAACAAUAACAACAGCAUACUGUUGGCGCACAGCAUGAAUCCCACUGCGCUGCUGAUGCAUCAUCAGCAACAGCAGCAGCAGCACCAGCAACAACAACAACAACAACAACAGCAACAACAUCAGCACCAACAACAACAACAGAAUGGCGCACGUGAUGGCAAUGGCAGCCGCGGUGGCGGCAGCGGUCCCGGCGGCAGUGGCGCUGGCUCGCUAAGCGGCAGCAUCGGUGAUGAUCGCCCCUCCAACGGCCGCCUUUCGCAUACCGGUCGCGGCUCCAGCUGCUCGCCAGCCAGUUCCCCCACACGCCAUCCCAGCGCCGUCAGUCCGGUGACAUCGCUCAAUCAUACGAUGAUGCAACAAAUGCAACAACAACAUCACCAGCUAAGUCCGCCACCACAUGUGACGGGUGUACCUACGCCCAAUGGACUGCCCGCUGGCUUGCCGCCGCGCAUGCCGCACGGUCUGCCGCCUCACUCGCUCGGCUUGCUCAACUCGCUACAAAUGAUGCAUCACGCCUCGCCGCUGGAGCUGAUGGCCGCUGCCCAUCAUCAUGUGCCGCCGCGCUCCUAUAACAGUCCGCCACCCAUUUCCACCUCGGAUCCCAGCGCCAACGAAUGCAAGCUGGUGGAGUAUCGUGGCCAGAAGGUGGCCGCAUUCAUUAUUAGUGGUGACACGAUGCUAUGUCUGCCACAAGCUUUUGAGCUCUUCCUUAAGCACCUGGUGGGCGGUCUGCAUACCGUCUAUACGAAGCUGAAGCGACUCGAUAUUGUACCGCUGGUGUGCAAUGUGGAGCAGGUGCGAAUACUGCGAGGCCUCGGUGCCAUACAGCCGGGCGUCAAUCGGUGUAAGCUGCUCGCCUGCAAGGACUUUGACGUGCUGUACAGGGAUUGCACGACUGCCAGAUGCUUAUCGAUCAAGCCACCUGAGAGUAACUCUCUGCAAUUCCGCAGUUCCAGACCGGGUCGACCGCCGAAACGUGGCCCCGUCGGUUUGUCGCUGCCGCCCACACACUUGUCGCAACAUCCGCAAUUGAAGAAGCAUCGAUUGGAUAAUGGUGACUACGCUUACGAGAAUGGGCAUAUUGGUGACCUUAAUCGUCUCGAUAAAUCGCCACUCCUCGCCAACGGCUACAAUCCCCCGCCCAUCAAUCACAUGGCUUUCAUGCAAAUGAAUCAUCAUCCCGGCACGGCGUUAAUGUCACCCGGUAUGCCGCCGCAUGGCCUACACGCACGACCUGAUAGUCAAAUGUUGAAAGCUGCCGCUCAAGGUGGUAUGUCCGCGGCGAAUAUGGAUGCCUUGGCGCGCUCCGGCAUUUGGGAGAAUUGUCGCGCCGCCUAUGAGGAUAUUGUGAAACAUUUGGAACGGCUUCGUGAAGAACGCACCGAUGAGCGCCAACAAAUGAACAGCGGUGGCGGUAUCAAUGAGCCAAAGAUCCGCGAUUUAAGCUCACGAAAUUCUGGUUCGCCGAACCGUCACAGCCCCGUGCUGAAUCUCUCCAAGUCCGGCGGCAAUACGGACCAAGGCAGCAAUUGUGAUGAUCGCAGUGAACGCAGCGAAAUGCAUUCGCCGGUACAUUCGGUGCGCGAGGGUAGCGUCGGUGGCGGCAGUCAGGGUGUGAUUGGCGUGGAGGACGACGAUGACGAAAAUCUGAGUGAUGAUAAUGCGUCAGAAGUCGAUGAACGUUGCAACAAAGAUGACGAAGACUUGAGUGAUACUGAGCGUGAUAAUAUAACAUCGUCGACGGCGGCGUCGUCACAACGUCAUCCACUGCACCAUCACCACCCACAUCACCCCCACCCACACCACCACCACCACCACCACCAGCUGCACCAUGGCGCCAGCAAUGCUGUAGGUGUCGGUGAACGCGGCGUGCCAGGCGGGCCGGGCGGUGGCGGUGUCGGUGUAGGUGUCGGUGUUGGUGGCCUUGGCGUGGCUGCUGCAGCUGCUGCCGCCGCCGCUGUUGGUCUCAACGAACGCGACGUUGUCAACUCACACGCGGCACUACAACAAUCUCCCGUCUCCACACACAAUGCCGCUGCUGUGGCAGCGCUGCAACAUCAUCACCAGCGUGCUCUGAACUAUUCACAAUUGGCAGCGGCGGCUGCUGUUGCCGGUGGUGCUGCUGGCGGUGGGCCAGGUGCGAAUUCUGCCCUCGCGAAUGGGCCUGGCUCGGGUGGCGCGCUUGCGGGCACGGAAGCUUUGUUGGCGGCCAAUGACGCCACUGCAGCUGCUGCGUUGGCCGGUGGCCUCGCGCUUGGCCCACUCGCUAUGGAUCCGCACGGUGCACCCUCAUCUACAGAGACGCUGCUGCGCAACAUACAAAGCCUGCUGAAGGUGGCUGCGGACAAUGCGCGUCAACAGGAGCGACAAAUCAGCUACGAAAAAGCCGAGCUUAAAAUGGACGUUUUGCGCGAACGCGAAGUCAAAGAUUCAUUAGAUCGACAAUUAGCCGAUGAACGGAAACUUAGAGUUUUGUACCAGAAGCGCUACCGUCGCGAGCGUAAAAUGCGCAUACGCUACCAACAGCAGCUGGACGGCAGCAAACGAAAAUCGACACACCCAUCGAGUGCGGGUGGCAAUAGUGGCGGCAAUGGCAGCAGCAGCAGCGGCGGCGGGGGUGGCGGUGUCGGCUGUAGCGCUGCUGGGCCGAAUGGCAACGAGGAGGGCCGCAGCAGUGUCGGCGGUGAAUGCAAAAAUAGCAGCGGCGAAGCGGCGACGCGGAAAAACGAACAAGAUAACGAUUGCAAAUCGAGCGAAAAAUCUGAGAAAUCGUUGAAUUCAAAUGAUGGCUGCUCGCUAACACAACAAUCACAAAAUGCCCAAACGCAUCAAGCACAACAAUUGCAGCAACAACAACAACAACAGCACCAGUCACAAACUCAAUCAUUGACCCAUCAUCAUCAGCCACAACAACAACAACAUCAUCAUACCCAUCACUUGCGACAACGUUCCGAAAGUCCUACUUUCAAACGUGAACCCCAGUCGGAUCGUGAUAGUCCCGCUGGUCGUCACAGCGCCGAUCGUUUGGAACGUUGCGAUCGUGAACACUCCGAACGUGAAUCGCGUGAGCAUUGCGAACGCUCAGAACGUGAUAGCAGCGGUGGUGGUGGUGGCGGCGGCGGCGGCGGCGAUGUGUCUGCCAUGGAGCGUUCGUUGAGCUUGCCACCCACUUCACAAGCGGAAGGUAAUUUGGCGGCAGCGGCAGCAGCAGCAGCUGCAGCGGCUGCGGCUAGUGGUGGAAAGGCACCAUGGAAUUAUCCGGGCAUCGAUUUGAUGGCCACUGGCGCGUUCUGGCAGAACUAUUCUGAGUCCUUGGCUCAAGAAAUCGAAUUGGAACGCAAAACGCGCGCCGCCAAUGCCGAGCGUGACGUGAAGAGUCCACUCACCGAUCGCCCACCAGCAUACUACAAGAAUUCCGUACUUUUCGGCAGCGCCAAUUAAAAGACCACAGAGCAAAGUGAGUAUUGCGAGAGCUAUGUAAAUGGGAAAUGCGAUGAUGUGCCGACGGCAAAGCUUGUACUUAUUUGAGUAGUAGAUGAGUUAGAAAUCGAAAACGUUUAAAAGUUUUAAGGAAGCAAAAUGAAGAAAAGUGUAAAAGCAGACAAAGAUUUACAAUAUCUUAGUUAUGAUCUCAAAGUGCAAUCACAAGACGGGUGAAAAUUGAAAGCGUAGUACGGAAAAUAACGAAAGAAGAAUAUUGUAUAAAGAAAAAUUGAGUAAAACAAUUAGCAUUUGCUUUGAUAGACGCGUUACGACGGCGCUCAGUAUACGAAAUGGAAGAUGGCGUGGCAGGGCCGAAAGUGCUUACAAAUACAUAUUUAUAUGCUUACAAGAACAUUAAUACGUGUGUGAGGGUAUAGAAGAAUAAGGAAUUAAAAAAAAAAGCAUUUACGUAUAGCGAAAAGUAG
Messenger RNA from Rhagoletis zephyria (snowberry fruit fly), 5009 nucleotides. RefSeq names its product dachshund family transcription factor (gene dac). The record is from RefSeq and is a predicted model, not a curated record. Lineage: Eukaryota; Metazoa; Arthropoda; Insecta; Diptera; Tephritidae. Gene Ontology annotation, molecular function: RNA polymerase II cis-regulatory region sequence-specific DNA binding; DNA-binding transcription factor activity, RNA polymerase II-specific. Gene Ontology annotation, cellular component: transcription regulator complex; nucleus. Gene Ontology annotation, biological process: regulation of transcription by RNA polymerase II.